AUGUUGGAGCUGGCUGCCAUCUACUCGCCCUUAUCGCAACUUACACUGGCUCCUGUAUACGGUUCAAUACCCUCAUCUGUCUUUCACCAUGAGAUCACCGCAAUAAUUGUGCUCUUGGCUCUCACGCGCAGUAGCAUCUUCUCACGCUUCAUGCCCGCUCAAGUUGAAUAUUAUAUUCCCAUCUUGGCCUCCAGCAUUCCACUCAUUCAAACCUUCUUGUUCAAGUACAGCACCGAGCUUGGUGUUGAUGUCGGUCCUAUUAUCACCGAGGGUCUGACUUACUACCCGCUACUGCUGUUGAGCACCUAUUCUGCAGCCCGUGUUCUCCUAGAUGCCAAGAUUGAUCAAUACCUGCAUGCCUCGAUGGGCUCUACGAUACUUGGUCUCUCUACAUACGGUUUCUUUGUUCUGGUAAGAUCGAAAUCUGCUUUUCUGAUCUCCCAACUCUUUGCAUACUCUGCCACAGUCACCAGAGUGAGUCUCCAAUGUAUCAUUGGCGCUUUGUUCACCAUUCUGUCGCCAUCAAAACUGAGUCUUCUCGCCAUUCCUGCCAUGAUACACACAACAUGGUUCAACCCUCACUUCAUGUCUCCCCACACCGAUGCUUUGGCCAAUACGACCCUGCAAGCAAGUCAAUGGAAUUUGCUGGAGCGUGCCGAGUCAAACACUGGUUACAUCUCGGUCCUGGAGAAUUUGAAUGCUGGCUAUCGAGUCUUGAGAUGUGAUCACUCUUUGCUCGGUGGAGAAUGGUUGAUCACCGAUGAAAGGAGAAGACAAGGCAUCACCACCUCAGAGCCCAUCUAUUCCGUCUUCGAAAUCCUCGAAGCCGUUCGUCUGGUCGAGACACCUCAUAGUAACGUUCCGGACGGUGAGAAGAGCGCGCUUGUAGUAGGACUGGGCAUUGGAACUGCACCCAAGGCUUUCAUCGCCCAUGGCAUCGAUUCGACCGUCGUGGAGCUCGACCCCAAGGUCCACGAAUACGCCACGAGAUACUUCGACUUGCCCGAAAACCACACCGCCGUGUUGGAGGACGCUGUGUCUUGGGUUCAGAAUGCCUCUCAUAAUGCUGUCAAGCAGUACGACUACAUCCUCCAUGACGUAUUCACUGGCGGAGCAGAACCUCUGCCUCUCUUCACCGACAACUUCCUUCGCAACCUGCGUUCUUUGUUGACUCCUGAUGGUGUCGUCGCUGUCAACUAUGCUGGUGACCUCGACGAUUCUUCCACGAAACAAAUUGUCAACACCAUCAACCUGGCCUUCGACCGUCAAUGUCGCAUGUUCCGCGACUCAGAGCCGUCUUCCGAGAGAGGAGAUACUGACUUUCUCAAUAUGGUCGUCUUCUGCAAGAAUUCUGCUGUUGGCGAGCUCAAGUUCCGCGCACCUGUCGAGGCCGACUUCCUAGGCGCAGUAUUGCGCAGACACUAUCUUGCACCCAAGGACAAGCUUGAGUUGAAGUUCCCUACCGAAGAAGAGAUGCAGGAUUAUGCUGUUCAGACGUUGACUGUAGACAACCUCGGCGGAUUCGAGAAGAAGCAGGUUGAGUCUGCAAAGAAACAUUGGAAGAUUAUGAGACUGGUCGUUCCUGACUUCGUCUGGGAGCUUUGGUGA
Molecule: messenger RNA, 1608 nt
Organism: Aureobasidium pullulans EXF-150
Lineage: Eukaryota; Fungi; Ascomycota; Dothideomycetes; Dothideales; Saccotheciaceae
Product: spermine/spermidine synthase
Exons: 2
Coding region: 1-1608 (535 amino acids)
Biological process (GO): polyamine biosynthetic process
Source: RefSeq, a predicted model, not a curated record